Molecule: messenger RNA, 897 nt
Organism: Ectocarpus sp. CCAP 1310/34
Lineage: Eukaryota; Phaeophyceae; Ectocarpales; Ectocarpaceae
Source: the annotation of a GenBank genome assembly
AUGAACCUUGAGUUUGCUGGUUUCGGUAUGAAGGUUGAUCUCAGGCGCACCGCCUAUUUGCCGUUUGUCACCUCGGCUUACUUGUUCAGCGCGGGCAAGACGAGCAUUGUGGAGUACUUGGCUGCGAGACUGGGCCAUCGCUGUGUACGUAUCAACAACCAUGAGCACACGGACAUCCAAGAGUACACCGGGAGCUACGCGGCGGACGGCAAUGGCAAGCUGGCCUUCCAAGAGGGCGUCCUUGUUGAAUCCCUGCGAAAGGGCUACUGGAUUAUAUUGGAUGAGCUCAACCUGGCUCCUUCCGAGGUCCUGGAGGCCCUGAAUCGACUUCUCGACCACAACCGCGAGCUGUACGUGUCGGAGACUCAGGAGACGAUCAAGCCCCACCCCAACUUCCGCCUCUUCGCCACACAAAACCCUCCCGGCGCUUACGGUGGCCGCAAGCCGCUUUCCCGGGCGUUCAGGAAUCGUUUCAUGGAGGCUCAACGGCAGAGCAGCCGGCUUUUCCUCGGAAAACACGGUGCGAUUUCUCCGCGCGAUCUACUGCGGUGGGCCGGCCGGAGGCCCCAGGGGAAGCAGCAGCUGGCGGAGGAAGGGUACAUGCUGCUGGCCGAGCGGCUGCGAAGCGAGGAAGAGAAGGCUGCCAUGAGAGCCGUACUUGAAGAGCAGAUCGGCGUGCCCUUAGAUCCUGACUGCCUUUACGGCACGUCUCCACCUCCCAGCCAGCCACACACCGGAGAAGCCAUGUUGGUGAAUGCAAUGGAGACCGGUGAAGUAUCCUCGGUAGUUGAUGAGUCUGAUCUUGGAGGAUUCUCGCAGUUGGCUAUCAUCGAGCCGAUUCUGGACAGAGGCGGUGGUAUCGAGGCUGGGCUUCAAGGAGUGGCCAUGACCAGGUAG